Molecule: messenger RNA, 2025 nt
Organism: Magallana angulata
Lineage: Eukaryota; Metazoa; Mollusca; Bivalvia; Ostreida; Ostreidae
Product: protein misato homolog 1-like
Exons: 15
Coding region: 83-1801 (572 amino acids)
Biological process (GO): mitochondrion distribution
Cellular component (GO): cytoplasm
Source: RefSeq, a predicted model, not a curated record
UUUUUUACAUUCAUUUUUACUAAUUUUCAGCAGUUUCUUUAAUACAUUGAUCUAAUUUAUUUUGACACAAGCAAACAUCAACAUGUGUUCCAGAGAAAUCGUUUCUUUACAAAUUGGUCAUUAUUCCAAUUUCGUUGGAACACAUUGGUGGAACAUUCAGGAAUCAUCUUUCUUGUACAGUCCUUCAGAAGCACAGAUAAAAGACAAGGAGGUGAAUCAUGAUAUCUUAUGGCGAGAAGGAAAAACAUUCAAGGAGGAGGUAACAUUUACUCCAAGGCUAAUAGCAGUAGACCUUAAGGGCAGUCUUAUUACAUUGAAACAAGAAGGAAUCCUGUAUGAAACAAAUCAACAAGAUGAUAUCAAAUGGAGUGGUGAUAUUACACUUCACAAGGCAUCCCCUGCGGAGAAGAAUGAUUUUUUAUCAAACUUAGAUAAGGAGGAUCAAGCCAUUGUAGAAUGCAGGAAAAGGACAGAUACUGCUGAAGUAAUCGAUGAUGUGGACAUAAAAGAUACAUUAUCCAGAGCUGGGACUGAAGCAAAUAAAUCUGAUUCCCAAUUAGUGUUUGGAAAAGUCGACCAUGAUCUGGAUAAUGUUGUGAAAGUGUGGUCUGAUUUUCUCAGAGUCUACCUUCAUCCAAAGACAAUCCAAAUCAUUGAACAGUACUACCAUUUAAAUUCUCUCCACCCAUUUGAUAUUUACGGAGCUGGUAUCAAAGCUAUAGACGAUUAUGAGACAAAGUCGGAGAUGGAAGACAGAAUUCAUCAUUUCUGUGAGGAGUGUGACAGUCUGCAGGGUUUUCAUGUCUUGGUGGACACACAUGAUGGUUUUGGUGGUGUAGGGGCCCAGACUUUACAACAUCUUGCUGAUGAAUACACAUCUAAGUCUGUGAUGACUUUUGGAUUUACACCUGCAAAUCUUCCAGAUAAUACACCUGUGAGUAGAGCUAAUCGGAUCCUGAACUCCGCACUAAGCUAUCAAAAAUGCUUUACACACAGUUCCUUAUUUUUCCCUUUGUCCUUGGCAAACAGUUUGUGGAAAACCCUUGGAAAUUAUGCAGAUUUUCCCCAACUUGAUUUCAAAAUGAUUGACUACCACACCAGUGCUAUACUAGCAGCCACACUCGACACCGCCUCUCUACCUUAUAGAACGGAUAAUCCUAUACACAUGUGUGAUAUUACUGACAACUUUCAAAGUUUUGGUAGGAAGGUAGGAUCUAUGAGCUCAGCCCUACCUAUCUGUAUGGAGGCAGAUUCUAACUUCCUGGAUGUGCUCCAGGACCUGCAGGGUAGUCUGCCCUGGCUCUCACUCACACCUCAUUGUACAAACCAGUCCACCCCUUUCAUGCAGUCUGUUGUGGUCAGGGGUAUUCCCGAGACCACACCAAGAAGUCCCAGAGGUAUCUACAGUUCUUGUAGAUCUGUUAAUGACACAUUACAGGUUUACCUUACAGAAAACUUCAACUCUUGUCUCAAUGCUGGGACUGUAAUAAAUACUCCAUGCAAAGUUAAUACACCAUUCCCACACAUCUUUAAAAAGAAUGUCAACAAAUUUGGACUUGUAUCAACAACUGAAAGAUCUAGGUUUCAAGGUGUUGAGACGGUCCCUAUGAUGACCAGUAUGCAGUCUAGUCCUGAUACUGCGGUACUUCUAAAUACCUUGUACUCCGAUGCCAAGAAACUGAACAUUAGAAAACACACACGAUUCCUUGAGGCAGGUCUCGAAGAAGAUGAUUAUCAAGAAAUACUACAGGACUUUGUCAGUCUAGAGAAAUGCUACUCGCCAAGAAGUGACAUGGAUUGAUACUUAUAAAUGAACAUUAUGAUGUGAUCUAUUUAUUGAGGAGGAACCAAUUCCACUGUUAUGCAUCUAAAUGCUUGGUUUUAAUGCAUCUAACAGAGACAGAACAUUUCUUUAAAAAUGAUUUGAAUGCAUUAAAAUUAUCAUGGAAUGUUCCUUUUACAUGCAAGAAAUCAGUUUUGAAAAUGUGCCAAUUUUUUUUGUAAAUAAAUGGUUAUAAAAAUAUA